CAGAUGGUUUACAGUUUUAUAACCUAAAAGUUAAAAUUGCACGUGAAACCAUAACGUUGUGUUGUAAUUUUAAGCAGUGCUGGCGGUGCUUAAAAUGACGGAAUUAACAAUAGAUUCGGUUUCUUCAAAGGGGCCUAUCUAUCCAAUGUUGAUAAACUUUCAAAACGGUUACCCGAACGACGACUUUGAGAGUAAAUGCUCAAUCAUACAAGAGAAUGGGACUAAAACGAUAGCUACUGAGCUUGAUGAGCUUGUUUACUAUGGUAAAGAGGAAAACGAAGAGUUGGGUAAGACCCUGAUACUAGCAAGAGACAGGAAAACCGGUAAAGUACGCCUUAUAGAGGUGGGCUGCGCUGAGCUAAUACCAUAUCGUAAAGUCGACUUGAAUGCAUCGCAACAGGAAACCAGCAGAUUAGAGCUGAGUAGGAAGUUCGGAUCUAAAAAACAAAAGAAGCAAAUGGAACAGCGGGAGAAAUUAAAAGUAAAUGUACAAACCGUUACAAAACAGAUGGAACAUGUAACUGCGAAUAUUACUGUUGACCAACUAGACUUAUCUAAGUAUAAUAAGAACGAUUCUGAAGAAUUCUACGUACCACCUAUAGACAGAGACGCGACUAAAGUCGAAGAUGUAUAUCCUGUAGAGAAAAUUAUGUCUGAAGAAGAAUUUGAGAAUAUUUACACAGAAAUAAAGCAAGAAAAGUAUGAAGAAUAUUACCAUCCGUAUAUAAAGUCUUUAGUUAAAGGCCGGACGUUGUCUAACGAGUUAACGGUUCUGGCGGUGUACACAAGUGAGCUGCUGAAAUUUUUACAGGUCGGUUGCAUGGAAAUAAAAAAGAAAAGCUUUAAAAUAUGUGAUUAUUCCAACACAUUAAAUAACAUUGUGUUGAAAAACUUUACGGAGUUUACUAAAACUGCGAAUAAGAUGAGAUCGAGACCAGUGCACAUGAAAGAUAAGCUAAUAUGUCACAUAAUGGUGUUCGUGUUGAUAUUACAUAAUUUUAAGGUUGAACUUGAGCCUUUGUGCGCAGCGUUGAAGAUGUCACCUAAGACUCAGCCGUGCAUCAAUAAAAUCCGUCUAAUCGGAGCAUACAUGGUGCAUACCGAGGGGGGGAAGACGGUGCACUUGAAAUUGCCCUUAGCUCCAAAAACUUCUUUCAUGAGAAGGAAAAGUACUAAGUUUUAACACAUUCAGGGGCAAGAACCCGACUGUUGGGUACACUGUGUCGUAGCGACUACGCGCUACAUACGGCGAAAACGUGGCUACGCGCUACGAGCGUAACCCGUGGCACUUAGUGGUAAUGAAUGGGUUAAAUGUUUGAUAUAGACAUUUUUGACCCGACACAAAAAGAGGGGUGAUACAUGUUUGCCACCAAUGUCUGUCUGACUGUGGCAUCAUAGCUCUCAUACGAAUGGACCGAUUUUGAUGCG
Cydia fagiglandana is the source of this 1428-nucleotide messenger RNA. Its product is annotated as DNA-directed RNA polymerase I subunit RPA49-like. Lineage: Eukaryota; Metazoa; Arthropoda; Insecta; Lepidoptera; Tortricidae. The record is from RefSeq and is a predicted model, not a curated record. Gene Ontology annotation, molecular function: DNA binding. The coding region runs from base 95 to 1183 and encodes 362 amino acids. Gene Ontology annotation, biological process: DNA-templated transcription; RNA polymerase I preinitiation complex assembly; transcription elongation by RNA polymerase I. The transcript has a single exon. Gene Ontology annotation, cellular component: RNA polymerase I complex.